CGCAGUCUUGCUCAAGAACGGCAAGGCGUUCUCGAGCGAUGCUACGCCCAGGGAUUCCGGGCGGGUGGACGAGCCUUUCAAGGUCGAGGAGGCAGAGCCCGUGAAGAUGCCGCCGCCGCCUUCUCCGGAUAAGUUGCUUGUGCUAGGUGGAAGUGGUUUUGUUGGUUCACACGUUUGCAAGGAGGCUUUGGACAGAGGAUUUGUUGUCUCUAGUCUAAAUAGAUCUGGAAAGCCAUCGAUAAGUGAAUCUUGGGCUGACAAAGUUAUAUGGAACCAAGGCAAUCUCCUUGAACCUGCUUCACUGAUGGAUAGUAUGGAUGGCGUCUCAGCUGUGGUAUCCUGUGUUGGAGGCUUUGGGUCAAAUUCUCAGAUGGUCAAGAUUAAUGGGACUGCAAACAUCAACGCCAUCAGGGCUGCAGCUGAGAAAGGCAUAAAAAGAUUCGUGUAUGUGUCAGCUGCAGACUUUGGCUUAGUGAAUUACUUAUUGCAAGGUUAUUACGAGGGCAAGAGAGCUGCUGAAGCUGAACUGCUGUCGAAGUUUACCUAUGGAGGAGUGAUUUUGAGGCCUGGUUUUAUUCAUGGAACUCGUCGAGUUGGUAGCAUGAAAAUACCCCUUGGACUUGUUGGUUCACCUAUGCAAAUGGUGCUCCAAAAUGCAAAACCGUUGACCAGAUUACCACUCGUUGGCCCUAUGUUGACUCCACCAGUGAGUGCUACCUCUGUGGCCAAGGUCGCCGUAAGAGCAGCGACAGAUCCAGUGUUCCCUCCUGGUAUUGUCGAUGUUUACGGCAUCAUGCGUUACAGUGAGCAGAAGUAAGCAUAUGCUUGUACAGGAUGAUACGAAGACUUGGCCUUGUGUUUUCUUACCAGCCGUUUUACCUAUUUGCAACAAAUGUGUAAGCAGACAUCGCACAUGAGACCUUCGUUAGUUUGCAGACUUCGGUGAUAGUAGCAUCCUUGCAUCGCCCUGUUUAUCUGAUCUAGUUACGAGCCAAUGGUGCUCAAUAAAGAAAUAGUUACCCUUGUGUUUGUUAUUGCUGUGGUCUACAAUGAUCUUGUUCAUUGAACGGUUU
Messenger RNA from Lolium rigidum, 1073 nucleotides. RefSeq lists its product as uncharacterized. The transcript is spliced from 9 exons. Bases 107 to 817 code for a protein of 236 amino acids. Lineage: Eukaryota; Viridiplantae; Streptophyta; Magnoliopsida; Poales; Poaceae. Gene Ontology annotation, molecular function: protein-containing complex binding. Gene Ontology annotation, cellular component: mitochondrion. The record is from RefSeq and is a predicted model, not a curated record.